This is a messenger RNA of Gossypium arboreum, 2189 nucleotides long. RefSeq lists its product as uncharacterized. Lineage: Eukaryota; Viridiplantae; Streptophyta; Magnoliopsida; Malvales; Malvaceae. The transcript has 6 exons. Bases 1155 to 1964 code for a protein of 269 amino acids. The record is from RefSeq and is a predicted model, not a curated record.
AGGAACAGCUGUUUCUCCACGUACCAUAAUCUGACAGGAUCAUAGGGUUCAUAUCCCUUCAGCAUAAAACAUUAUAUCUGUAUGCUCUUUCUUACAUUCUCGGACGAUUUUUGGUGCUGGCGAGAUGGAACCAUGAGCUGAAGCAGAAAAUACCUUUCUAACUCUAAUACAUACAAAUUAAUAAAUAAUAUUAUAAUGGAAAAAGCUGACAUUAUUUUAUUAGUUAAGAGCAUGAAUGAUUCCGUAGAAAAGCUCAAUUGAUAAUUUCUCAAUCAGAUCCACGUUUGCUUAUGAGAAGACGAGUCCGGUUUCAGCUCUAGCUGGAAAGGACAUCCCUUGGGUUUCCACAAUAUUUUACGUUAAACCAUCAUAAGAGCAAUUUUUUUCAGUUAUAUUCAAGAAUUGUUGCGUUGUUUUGGGCGUUCAAAUUAAUCAACCAAUGGAGGGUUAUUCAUCAGAUGGGUCCACUUCGUUUUUUAGCUCAAGGAUGGCAGAUGGAUGGGAUCUGAUUAGCACUGAGUUUGGGUUAGUGGAGGGCUCUGAUAUCAAUGGUGGAGUCACGGAUUCUGUAUCAGACCAUCAACGAUUGAAUCAAGGUGAAAAUCAGAAGCUUCAUACCAAACCACAUCAGGUGGUGGCGGCGGCGGUAGAGCUAAGCUUACUCCAGCUCAAAGGAAAGAAAACAAAAGACUAAGUGAUUACAAGUAUAGGCAAAAGCGCAAGAUAACAGCAGAUGAACAGGCUGCCGAGAUUAAACACUUGAAAGAGGAAAAUGAACAGUUAAAUGCUGAGAAUAGUAGGUUAAAACAGAAAAUAGGAUUGCUGCUCCCCCAUGGGCAACUUGAGCAUCAAUGUGUUUCAGCCCAGGAUCACCAUGGAUCUAGACCUGAAGCUUCAGACAGGAGGGCUGUUUGGUCGAGAGGAAGCGAUGCAAAACAAGUGAAGCAAGAUGUGUUAAAAAGAGGCAGAGAGGAAUAUCGAACGCGAUUUUAAGUUCGUAUAAGCUUCUGAUUCUGGAAUCCUAAUUUGCAUUUCCUCCCAAUUUAUUGUUUCAGCUCAGCAGUUUACAAACGAAUGAAUUAAAAAAUCUGCAGCAGAAGAAUUCUGAAGUUGGAACAUGCAGUAAUGAUGAUACAUCCAUUUCCGACCUUCUUAUGAAGAUCGAUGCUGAUGAGGAGAGCAAAGUGAAGUUCUCAGACUUCACUGGCUUAGAUGGGAAGCACGUCACAGUAGGCAAAUAUUGUUUCCCACUGUCCCUACAUCCGACUUUAAAGCUCAUCAUUAAGGUACACGGUGAUGUUGCUGCAACAAGUAAGAUGAACCCGAGUAUUGCCGAGAGGAUCUACAUAAUGUUCUGCGCUUCAAUCAAAGAGAUGCAUGAUCUACGACUUGAGCAAAUCACCGAGUGUAGGAUAUUGAAGUGGAGAGAUGCCAUAAAGGAUGCUUUACGUAUGAAUUUCAAGGUGGAUUUCGCCAUGGAACAUUUGAAGAAAAUUGCUUGCGCUUAUAUCGGUUUAAUGGAACAUCAAAGGCAGGAGGAGGUGGCUUUAAGGAUCUCCAAGUUAGAGGCUGAGUUGAGUGCUAGCAAAAAGGAGCACUCUAAGAUAUGUGAACGGUCCAAGGUGUACAUGGAUACUGAAAAAGAGUUCAUUGGCAAGCCUGUUAGCUUGGGAAUGUUGAAAGCUGAGAACAGGCGCUUUGAAGAACAGAACACGCGAAUACAGAGAAUGAAGCACCUCAAUUAUCUUCAACAGUCAAUCAUCCAGUAUAAACAUGAAAAUUCCCAGAUAAUGACAGCGAUACAAGUAACCACCCAGCGUUACUUGGACAUUGAGGCCGAAAACAUUGUGCUGAGAGCUGAACUAUCGGAACUUAAUGCGAGAUUGCAGAGUUUGAAUGACAUUGAGAGCAUCAGUUUGAUGAAAGAAAGCAAUGAUGGUACGGAUGGCGGGACACAAUCAUAAGCCUUCCUGCACUAUGUCAGCCUAUUUUAACCUCUGCAGAUAUGUUUCCGUAUUGAUGAUCUCCAGCAGCUUACUACUGGUUACACACUGUAAAAUUGUUUGUGCACUGUAAAUUCUUUUGACCAGAAAGUAGUAGUCUUCAUGGCGUGAUUGUUGACUUAACCAUGUGAACAAGUACUAAAACAUACACCCUUUUGAAAAAAGGAAAAAAACACGUACGAUUAA